Liolophura sinensis is the source of this 9295-nucleotide messenger RNA. RefSeq lists its product as uncharacterized. Bases 401 to 5998 code for a protein of 1865 amino acids. The record is from RefSeq and is a predicted model, not a curated record. The transcript has 12 exons. Gene Ontology annotation, biological process: positive regulation of DNA-templated transcription. NCBI's taxonomy places the organism in Eukaryota, Metazoa, Mollusca, Polyplacophora, Chitonida, Chitonidae. Gene Ontology annotation, cellular component: SWI/SNF complex.
UAACGUCCUUAUUGUAAAAGAUGAGUUUUCAUGGAUAAAUAAUGAAUUGAUUGCUGGAUUUUUUUCUGAAGCAUGCAGUUACAUCUUCAUCUUCACUGAAAAACAUUUCCAUACAAAUAUAUCCAUAAGAAGAGAACAAGCUAAUUUCCUUGCAGUAUUAUUACUGCAGUAUGUGGCCAUUAAACAAGCACACAAAAGCAAUUGUUCUAUUCUGGCUGUUCUACCAAAUUUGCUUUCAAUUAUAUUUAACCACACACACCGGAAAACUAAACAAACAAAAAAAGAACACCUGAAGGAAGCUCGGAAGGUAUCCUGAUCAAGUUGAUAUAUAUGAUUCAUGAGUAAUGACACCAUGGAAGAAAACGAAGUGGCAGAGAUUCACCACAACUGACCUUGCCUCAUGGUUCCCAGUGAAAUGGAGGAUGGCCUGUGCUUACUAGAUGUCAUAGGGGACCCUAACCUGUUAAAUGAAUUUCUCGAUGCGGAGGGAGAGUCUGGGCCAACAGCCCGACCCCAGGCAGUGGCUGCAGCUGCUCAGGCUCAGGCCGAGGCUCAGGUACAGGCGUCCUCGACCACUGAUGGCUUCCAGCUCAACUGUUCAUCAUAUGAGACUGACGUUACGGCAGGGGGCUUCCUCACACCCAACACACCUAGCCAACACAUAGGGACAUCUCAAGGAAACCUGAGCAAUGCCCAACAGCAGCAACAACAACAGAAUUCACUGUCUUCAGACACCCUUCAUUUCAUCUCGCAGCCUCUUCAUAACCAGUCCUCUACUCCGAGUCCUGGAAAUGGAUCCCCUCUUGUUCAAGCCCAGCCCCAGGUGAUCAACCCCCUGGCCAGUAACCACAUGCAGUAUCUGCAAGGUAGGAGGAGUGCUAGUCCAGCUACUGGUCAGCACUAUGCCAGUUCCAGCUCUCCACUGGUGUCACGUGCUCUCACACCCAGCCAGAGCCCCAUCACCAUCCAGACUAAUGUGGGCUCCCCAAUGUUCCCUCACUCCAUAGCUCCUAACCAAACUGUGAUUAAUAACGUCAAAGUCAGCCGAUCAGUCACACCAGGUCACACCUCCAGUGUAACCCCAAGCAGUGGCGUCAACAUCAACACAUUCCAGCUCCAGACCUCUAUGCAGCCCCCGAUGCAGGUUGCGAAUGCCAUGCAGGUACAAGGUAUCCUCCAGACGCCUACCUCGGCUGCGCAGACUCAGUUCACCACAUCUGGGGGCCAACAGUUCAUCCAGCAGAAGACAGUGGUCCCGAACAUAGUACAGACCCAGCCUCAGCAGAUCCUCCAUUCCCAACCAGCUCAAACAGUCAUUCAAAAUUUACAGAACCAAAACCUGCUGCAGGCUAUUCAGCAAAAUCCAGGGCUUCUGCAAAACAUGAAUUUUAGUACUGCUGUGAGUUCAGCUCAACAAGUGAAGUCCUCCGCGUCAGGCGUGAAUGUGUUUUCUGCCGUUCCAGGUUCAGUGCAAAAUACGGUGGGCCUACAGGGUACGAUCAUACAGACUGCUCAAGGGAAAAGCAUCCUGAUUCCUAAUCAGCUACAGGGACAGCAAAUAGCUGUGGCAGGUCUACAGAACUUACAACCUAUAGCUGUGAGACCUCCUGUGAAUUUAACCCAACAGCCUAGUGGAAGUGGGAUUACCACGAUACAGGGCACAACAUCAAACCCUGUCAGUCAGCCGCAGAUAAGUGUUCUCAAUAUUAACCCACAAGGCCAGCAAAUAGUUAUACAGCGAGCCCCUGGGCCUGGGCAGCCACAAAAUAUCAUUCUGAGAACACUUCAGCCUAAUUUCAUUCAGUUACAGACUGCAGCUGGUCAACCCUCGCAGAUAUCUACCUCCCAAAGCCCAAUCCUUUCCCAGAUUUCUCAAACUCCACAGAGUCAAGGCAGCAUUCCAUUGCAGCCACUGUUGAGCUCUAGUCAGGGACAGCAGAUCAAUUUACUUAACCAGGCUGGCCAGCUGCAGGUUGGACCACAAGGUACAGUGACACUGAAUAUUGGCAACCAAAAUGUCAAUUUACCACAGGUCCCCUCAGCUGGCUCGUUCCAGCCUACCCAGCUGCAGGCCCAUUCACAACGAUCCUUGUCAAAUCAGCCCACACUGCAGCCUUCAGCAACCUCUCUUCCUGUGAUAUCUCAGUACUCUAUUCAGCCUUCCCAGUCUGCUCCCCAAACUUCUAAUGUACCUUCUCAGCAAAAGCCAUCUAAAAAACCUAACAAAAAGGCUCAGGCUGCAGCCAAUAAGGCGCAGCAGUUGGCGGCAGCAACUGCCGGUAGUCAACCUGGUGUACAGAUUAUUCAGGCUGCUGGUCAAGGUGUUCUAGGGCGACAAACUGUGUUACAACCUCAGCAGACCCAAUCACAACAUGUUAUUAAUAACACUGGUCACAAAGAUAAUGUUCUAGUCGGAAAAGCUCAAUCCCUUACAAACAUCAUACAGACAGUACCAAAUCCAGGCUUAACUCAGUUCUCGAAUUCUGCUGGUGUGAAUGUGUCGUCCUUGAGUUACAGCACGGCCAACACUACACCUGUCACAACUACUGUCUCUCAUUCCUCUGGUCAAACCAUGUCACAUGUCAGUCUAGCUAACAGUGAUUACAGUGCCCCACUGACGUCAUCCUCUGUGCUAACCUCCCCACAAGUUACUGUAGUGAACGGUGCCACGGGGGCUGACCAAGCCUUACUCACCAACCAGGUGAACUUUGUGUCUCAGACUCUACAGGCGGGUCCACUAACCCAGUCUGGUCAGCAAGCCCAAGUGGUGGUCGGUGGUCAGCAGCAACAGUCAGCUGUCCAGCUUCAGAGCAUCCAGUUAUCCUCACAAGAUCAACUGGCCUUGCACAGAAUCCAGCAAGAGAUCAAGACGCUGCUGGAACGCAAACAACACACACCAGAGGAAAAAUUUAAAAUGCAGCAACUUCGUGUUCUUCAUGGCAGAAUAUUGAAUAAAGGGAGACAACAACAUUUGAACUCACAGCAAAGUGUCAACGCAGGGCAGAUAACUAUUGGUCAGCCACAACCUCCUACUCAACAGUCAGUUACAGAUCAACAACCCAGUCAUGGCCAAACUACUAAUUUACAAGUUGGUUUGGGACAUAAAAUGAUCAUUCCACAAGUUCCUAAUUCAGCUGGAACACAAACUGUGCAGGUGGCCCCUAGACCUGCUCAGAGCGUGAUCAGUGUAGCUGGGAAUAUACCACAUGUGAUUGGGCCUAAUCAAACAGUUGUUAAGCUAGAUACUGUUAAACCUGGCACUGUUAUACCAGGUCAGGUUGUGGGAUCCAAAACUGUAUUAGCCAAUCAGGUACUGGUUCCAGCAGUACCUGCUAAUGCACCUCCAGGGAAGCUGCCCAUCUCUGCCUCGCCAGCAGUGCCUACACAAGUGAAGAUUGGAAGUCAUGUGGUGACGUUGAAUUUGACACCUCAGCUCAAAGAGAAGUUACUUUCCCAGUUGGCCAAAAUGACACCAGAACAACAGCAGCAGUUUUACAGAUACCAGUAUAAUGUGAUACAGAGAUUACAACAACAGCACCAGAUACAGCAGCAGAUCCAAGCAGCACAACUCCGUAAACAGCAGAUAAAACCUGCCGAUAGCAAAAUACCCACCACAGUUCAGCUUGUGGAAAAGCCUGGGCUUGCAAAACUGUCUGAUAACUUGCAAUCUCCAAGUCGAGGAGUCAAAAGACCAGCUGCCACUGAAAUACCAAAGGGAUCCAUGAUACACCAGCAGUUAAGUAAAGACCAAGACAAAGCUGUCAAACCAGAUGCCAAGAUCCCCUUUAAGUCUGUGAAAGAUGCCUGCCAGCGACUUCUGCGUUAUCAUGUGUUCCAGUCCCAUGGUCCAUCCAAAAGAGAAUUCAAAAAAGUUGAUGGCUUGUUUGACCAAGUGUCACAAGAGCUGCUGAGAAAAAGAGACCAAAUGUUUGCUAAAUAUCAGCUUUUGUUACUGGAGGAAAGCAUGAGAGAAAAGUCCACUGCGGAAAUGGUGAUGAUUGAGCGUGUGCUGAACCAGGACCUCACUGAUGUGAUAGAAGAAGAGAAGAAACAGGUGGAGCAAGAUCCAGAUUCAUUUGAGGCAAUGCCAGCCAAGUAUCUGAAGCCUGCUGUAGAAGAGGUGAAAGAUGAUGGAUCAGAAGAGGAAGGGUCGGCAGCAAGUCCCACUGUGAAGAUGGAGGUGACAGGUAGUGAGACACCUGUAGAUGUAGAGCACGGCUCUUCCCCAGAGAACCCACUAGACUCUGCCAAGUCACCAGUGCGUUCCGUCAUGUCCAACGGUGGCUUUAAGCUUGUGAUACGUAAGAAUCAUUUCUGUAGCCCACGUGCAGAGGAGCUGACAGAAAAGAAAGCACUGGACAGUUCGGCAGAGAAAAAGUAUGAGCUGCCACCAGAUCAGGUGGUGGCUCCGACUGUUGACCUGGUACCCAAGGCAGAGACAGAAAUACAGUCAACAGUAUUAAAGUCAGAAAAAGUUAGCCCAAGUCAUAUUAUGGUUCCCCAGAUUAAAACAGAGCCAGAGUUUGAGUUUAAUCCAGUAGACAGUAUACAGGAAGUCCCCGAAACGCCAUUCAAAGCAUUCUCAGGAGAGAAUCACCCCCAUGACAUGUUUUUCGGGGACUCCGAUGCUUGUUCUCCAGAAGCAGACAAUGGUGGUUUCUCCUUACACACCAACACGUUUCCAAAGAGUGAGCCAGCGGCUGUGAUCAAAGAAGAAUCAUUUCCUUUAGUGUGUAAUUCUGGUAUUGAAGAUAUAUCUGGUGAUAAUGAAACUUUACCUGAUCUCGAAGAGCAAUCAAGUCUUCCUACAAACGAAACUGUGAAUUCUGCUGGUAGUGCUAGGUCUCGGUGUAACUCGGAGACAGAUGCUGCUUUAGAAGGACUUCUCAACUGCUCGAACGCUGACAACAUGGACGGUUACCAGUUUGAUCCAGAUGACUUCAAGCCAAUGGGCAAUCAGAGUGAGGUGUCCGCUGAUCAGUUUGACAUCAGCGAUCCGUUUGAUGAAAAUGGUGACUUUUUUGGGUAUGGUAGUGAAUACUGUAAUCAGACAAACAAUAUGAACAUGUCCACCACCAAUCAUUUACCCACUGUUAGUGAUGCCUCACAUCCCAUUCAGCACAGCAAAAUGAAUGGUACUGAUGGUGAAGGGCAAGGCAAUGGUCAACCGUUCAGCCUUGUCGGUCAGUAUGAGGCUAUUAGUCCAGUCAGUGACCGUAGUGGAGGCUUCAAUGACGAGUUAGUAAUGACAGGUGGGGGUCAGGGUAGAACAGUCGCGGGUCAGAUGAUGGGAAACCCACACAGCCCUGAGGGCUUUGCUUCAUUCUUUGAAUCAGCUCAGGCUGACCAUAGCAAUGGUGUUUUGCCGCCUAGAGUAAGCUCCAGUCGGACAGGCUCGCUCAGUGUGUUCACAGACAGUGGUGGAGUAUCCAACAUUGGUGGGUCCACCGAGAUAGAAUCUGCAGUUGAUUCCAUCAUGGAUUUUGGGGGUGGAGAUCAGCUGUAUUCCCCAAUGAUAGCAAACAAUCACGGGCGUGUUCAGAACUCCCAACCCUCUCCCCAAACACUAUCCAGGGCCACGGAAAGACCACAGGAUCUCAAAUCUCAUCCAGAUAAGGCAGCACAUUACAAUCUGGUGAGCAACUCUCCAAUAGACUUUGACAUAAAUGGAGGUGGGGACAGCUUAGAACACCAGGGGGAGUUCAUGUUCUCCAAGGAGCAACAUGAUUCAGGAGGAACUGGUCACGGUUCAAAUCCAGUUUUCAAGGAACAAAUGGAAAGUGCAAUUAACAGUAUCCUGAGCCCAUCAGUGAGUGACAACCAAGACUCGCCUUUCCCCAUGGACAGGUAUACGUACAGUCAGUUCAACAACUACGCAAGUCCACAUGAAGCAGUCCAGCAGUCGCAUAGCACAGAAACAAGUGGGGAGGUGUCUUCGCAAGGUCAGCAUGGCGUGGAGGAUGACUUGGAUGCAGCCAUCAAUAGUAUACUUAUCUGAUAUCAGUAGGCUUUGGUCUCUGGAGUGGUUCGUGCCUUGUCAUCAGUAUUGUGGCUACUUAUAUUUGUAUUGCUGUCGAGCAGGGGGCUGAAAUCAGUGAAACGGGUGAAGUAUUUAUUUUAGUAAAAGCGCUUCAAAAUGCCUGUUGGAGUGAGAAUGGGCCAGUGUUAAAUAUGCUAGCUACAAUUUUUCAUGUCAGUAUUUCCUUCAGGUGUUUUAAUCUUUUUUUAUCCACUCCAAGACUGUUGACAGUGGAUUGCUCUUAACUUACUAUCCAAAGUCAUAAUUAAUGCAACUUAUCGACCACCAUGGAGAAUUUCCAGUCAUGUCAUGAACAGGUGCACACCCUGUGUAGUCCUUCGAUGUGUCAGUUUUAAAAGAAAAGAACACACUUAUGCAAACUAUACUUUAGAUGAAAGCCAUACAAACUGUGUGGAAUUCUACUUUUUUAAAGAUUAUUUUAAGUUUACUUAAGACAGAAAAACAGUUUUAAACAUCUUCAUUUUCUACAACAUCCACAUAUUUGAGGCAUAUUGAAAGUCCCGCCAUGUUUUAGGCUUGUCCAAUGAAAAGCCUUUUUUCUGCCUCUUGACUAUUCAUUGUGACAUCGAGGUGCUUAAGGUUUUACUCUUACCAUAUAAACGAGCAUUUCCAGUCUCGGCUAAAUACGUACCUAUAUUGUAGCAGUCGGGCAGUUAAAGGUCUGAAAGCCAACUCUGAAAAGGAAGAGUUUGGGAUAUACUAGAGGACCACAUCUUGCCUACAUUUGUAGCUGCUGUCUGCCAAAGUUGUACCUGAAAGAGCCACUGCGCAAAGCUAAGCACAAUGACGUGUGUAAUCUGUUCAAAUGGUGGCGUAAAGGAGACUUCUAAGCUUUCGAUGUUUAACCGUUAAAUACUCAAAUAAGCCUGCUGUCGGAAUAUUUAGAUAUUUUAUUUAACCUUAAGUAUAGGUUGUAUAAAUGUGUUCUUUUCUUUGAAGGGUACGAGCCUCAAGAGCUGAUAGUAGAGGUGACCUGGGUCAGUAACUUGCUGAAGUGAGGGGCCUAAUUACAUGCAGAAUAAAUCUACACAAAAUGCCAAAGCUGUGGAGAUUUAAUAUUUUUUGCAAUCUUUAUCAACAUUUGGUACUUUGCAUUUCAUGCAUUGAGAGGAGAUAAUUUUUUGUAGGAGGAAAAAAAUAUUAAACUAGUGUUGGGUGAAAGCGAGGUAGGGUAGAUGACCUUGCGAUUUGUUAGUCUGUAUCAUUGUCAUACAUUGAUUUUGAAUGAAAAAAAGUUAGUCCUUUUAAGAUAACUGAAUGUAGGAAUGUUUCUUGUUUCCUAUAAUGUCAUGUCAGUUGUCUGUUGAAAUUGAGAUUUGUGAUAGUCCAGCACCUUCCUAUUUUCUGGUUUUGGAUGCGAGUUUUGAACUAGGCCCUAGUAAAGUCUCUAGAUCCAGUUUAAUGGAAGCUCUUGACUAGUCUGCCUUCAUUCUCUUUCAUUUCCCAACAAUUACAUCAAUUGAUAUAAUUCUUCCUGAUUACCUGAACACUUAGACAAAGUCUUUCUGCUUUGAUUUCCUGCAAUUUGGUAUUGGCACCAUGAAUGAAAAUACAUGUAUGGUCAUUGCAGUGUUUUGAAAUGUUGGCACCAUUUUUUCAAAAUAUUGGUUGGUCUAUAGCAUUCUAUCUCAAACUAUGCUUUUUAUUCAAAGAUUGGUGAGAAAAUGGAUUUAAUAAUGAAUUUCUUGAAUCUGUACCUAUUAUAGUAAAUUAACUGCUGUUUGGUUAGAGUUUUAAAUAUGAAGCUUGUCAUAUAUUUGUGUGGCAACUUAUAGUAGUAUUGGUUGGAUGUUAAAGCGCAGAUUAAAUAAAUGUCUAGUGUCAUUUAUGGUCUUGCUGUUAUGCCUCAAACACCAUAUGAAUUUAUAUUUUCUCUCUCGGGUUAAGUUUCUCAAAAUACGAAAUCUCAGACACUAUGACACACCCAGGCUUAUGCUUAGGGUGCCACUUAACAUAAAUACCAAAGUUCUGAUGAUGGAAGAAAUUAUACCAGCUGUUGGAUCUUGUUCAGAAGUGGAACCCACCUGUUUGUAUUUUAGACGAAUUAUUUUUAUACAUCCUUGUGCAGCAUGUUCAUUCAUAAGGAAAUUGAUAGGGAAUUCUACAAACAAGUGAUUUGAGGUGAGGAUAAAGAAAUUUACCUGAGUAAAGUGAUUUGAAAGAAAGCGCUGAGGACUUAGAAUGACAGCUGUACAAAAAUUGGUGAAUUCAGAUAUAAAAGAAAGACAACCCACUUUCUCUCCACUGGUCAUUCUUCAGUGUUCUGUGUGCCUCUGGCCACUUUAAAGAUUAGCAGCAAAUCUAGUUAAAAUUAGUAACAUUUUUUCCUAUCCAACUCCUGCCUGCAUUGACGUUUUGAAGUUGGAGAAUGUUCAACAGAGUAAUCUUCUGUAGAUUUUUCCUCUCGGGAUUGUCCUGGUACCGAUUUACCAGAAGGUGAGCAUUUCAACACUGCAUGGAACUACAGUAGCAAGGCAUUCACAUCUGUCGGUUUUAUGUAGCCAUUAUAUAUGUGGUUACGUUUAGACAACACCACGUGUACUGUGUUCUGUGCGGGUAAAACCAUGUGUGUAAAGCCAUGUGUUAUCUAUAAAAUGUGGUUUUGGAGUGUCGGCUGAUGGUAAUCUAUAUUUUAUUAAGAUUAAGGUAAAAAAGAAAACAGUUAAGUGCGUGAAUCAUUCCCUUGCUCCUCACAUCAGAAAGUAGAUAUUAUAUCCGCAGCAAACAGAGCUGUUCAUUGAUGGUUCCUGGUCUUUCAUAACCUCCUAAAACUAUAGCAAAUGCACUUGCACGAGUGCCACCACAUGCAGAUAUUUUCUUGCUAUGUAUGCACAUUAUUUAUACUGAAUCUGUGUUUUUCUGCCAGCUUUGCUUUUUACUUCAGACUCAGUGCACUUUUGUUACCUGUUCUUCACCUGGAGAACUUGAAGUUUUUCACAUGAUAGUAUAAUGAAUUUUGUUUAUCAUCCUCUGUAAAAUCGAUGAGAGAACAAGUCAUCAUCAUUACAUUGAAUUCAUUGUGAACAUCAUUGCUUACCACCCAGCUGAUUUUAAUGCUCAUUUUAGUUCCAUGGGCGUAAUUCCUGUCGAUAUUUGUUAUGGAAAUGAAUUGUUUAAUUGGCUAUUUUCAAUCUCCAUAUUAUGGAAUAGAAAUUUGUAUAUUUGUACUUGGCAGGGAGGCAGAAGAGAUGACGCGAAAGACAAAACAUGCUAUUUAUAUAAUGAUAUGAAUAAAUACCAUAUUUGUACAAUGUA